Molecule: messenger RNA, 2508 nt
Organism: Branchiostoma floridae (Florida lancelet)
Lineage: Eukaryota; Metazoa; Chordata; Leptocardii; Amphioxiformes; Branchiostomatidae
Exons: 2
Coding region: 639-1361 (240 amino acids)
Source: RefSeq, a predicted model, not a curated record
CAUUAUGGGGGGUGUUGCCCAGUCUUUAGUACCUUCCCUAUCACUAUCCUGCUCUUUACGCGUCAGCAGUCAUGUCAUUAUGAGAUCCACCAUCUCUGCCUCAAUUACAGCAGUUAUAACAUCCCCGGCUGCCCCUCUCAUACCGAUGUAUCCACGUUACGAAUUUCACGACAUAUAGCGGGGCGCAAUAAACGGAUAGAACAUUACACCCCGUUCUCUCGGUAGUGCCAUUAAAUUUGGCGAAAGCUCAAUUUUAAGCGAUGUAAAGUAAUUCCCUUUCCUCCGGUGAGCUUUGGCUCGCUAUAAAACUCCCAUCGCCGGUCCUACGGGGAAUCCUGGAGCAUCGUGCACCAGGUGCGGUAGGGCUGCCCGGCUCACGGAUCCAUCCCCUCCCGCCAAAAUGGCCUGCCCACAAUCUGGAUGGUAAUUGGCAAAUGAAGUGCUCAUCACCGAUGGCGAUGCGCGGUAAAGAAAUAAUGUGGUUUCACCGCCCCGUAGCCGUGGAUCAACAUGCAAUCACUCGGGGAUUUGGCCGGGGACCCGCCGCUGCCUUCACCAGUACGGCAUCCAGACAAGAACAACACUGAGAGGCUGGGAUAGAGUAGAGUUGAGGGCGCCCCUACCCUCGAUGAAGGACCAUGGAUUUGAGAAUGUUUCCAGGGGGUAGUCCGCCUGCUGCAACAGCCGCUUUCCUUCAGAUGCUGCUUGCAGGGCUGUUCUUUCUCGCAGACUCACACCCCAGCAGCCAGCAGAAUCCAGUGGAAAGUGCGUUGAACUUGACGACUGUAGGAACGUCGAGUAAGCAAGCCUUCUUCGCGACGUUAGUCCAAAGGCAGGUACCGAUCGCACAGACAAUGUACGACAAACACAAGCUGCGUAGGUUCGUCCGUAGGUUUGUUCACAGCGAAUCCGAGCAGCAAGACAGCUCUUGGAGCUUGCUCAUGGACGAAGUCGUUCCGGAUAAGGAAGGGCCAGUUCCUUGGGAGGAACUCACGGUUAACAUGGAAAACUUUCUUCACGUAGUCAGCUGCCAAAUGGAUGUAGCAUGUAACCUAGGAACCCCUCAUACAAUGUGCCAGUGCGAACGUAACAUGCAGAUCGGAUCCAACUGUAUCCUCCCCAAAGCUAGGAUCACCCACAAGUCGUCUACAGACAGGGGUGUCGUCACCAGUUUCUGUGUGGGCGUGGCACUUCCGCCCAUGAUGGACGGACGGAGCAAGUACGACAUGCAGACGCGCUGCAAGUUCUGGGGACGAGAUGACGUGCAGUACAGGGUGCACGUGACCAAACGGCUGGAAACGUCCAAUCACUCGCCUUUCGAGAGGAAGGUCAAGUACACGGCUUGUUUAAAACCGGAAUAAGACGCCAAUGAUUAUCCACUAAUCAAGGACGUUUAUAUUACGUCCUUGCAAAAACCAUGGAGUGUUCUGUACUCUUAUAUACCAAGGCUCUCCACUGAAUGCCGGUGAAAACAAAAGAACAAACAAGAUGGCUGACGAUUAGUACAAUGCUGUGGUGUUCAAAGACUUGAAACAUCGGACCAAUCGUUCUUGGAGUAGACGGUCAGGUAACGCUAGUUCACCUUUAUCUACGGGGUAACCUAUAUCCGUUGUAUUUAAAAACAGGGUACUUAUUAGGGAUAUAAAGUGAACGACCGUGCAGUAUUGCAGUUUGAAACCACCGUCAGUUAACUUGAUAUCCCGAAAUACCCGCUUUUGAGAACAACGGAUAUAGGUUACCCCGCGGAUAAACGUGAACUAGCGUUACAAAUGGAUGCCCAGACGGGUGUCUGGACAGACGAAGAGUGUCUAGAAGAGGGAUCUAGACUGUAUUCUAGACGGGGAUAAAUGGGAUAUAAGUGAAAAGUUGAAAGUGGUGUGUACUAUUCUUCUUAUAACCUUUCCCACGUUACAGGUGCGAAAAAAUGCAGUGGGCACUGAACUGUACAAGGCCAAUGCAUCCGAAGACAACUUCUUUCCGAGAUUUAUCCGCCAUAAAACAGGCUAGGAUAUAUCAUGUACCCUUUGUAAAAAAAAUCAAACCGUUCAUGUGGGAAGGAUGGAUUAUGGAGAGUACGAGUUCGAUGUGUCAAAUAAUUCCCAAAAAGGAACAUUUAUGGAAAAGUUCAAUUUCGGCCAAACAAUGUGGUUACAGAAAAUGUUGGUAAGUUUUGUAAAUUUACAGGUACCUUGCGGCACAGGUAAUGAACAAUAUCUAAAAUUGAUAACCUUUGAUGUGUACGAGAUAAUAAUGUGUUAGAGGCAUAGAACAAGGUUAUUGGGGUGUUUUCCAAAACUUCAACUUUAGAGCACCGAAAAUUGUCCAUUUAUCUUCCUGAAAGCUUUAUAAGCGUUUGGUGAAGAAGUUAAUAUAAAACAUUUAAACCACAUGAAUAAUUGUUGAUAACAAUACGGUAUUCCAACUCAAUAAAAAGAAAAGAAAAGCCACAUUCUCGACAAUAGCCUUCUUCAGAUUCGACUGACCAGUCACUUCUCGUGACCUUGUGAG